Molecule: messenger RNA, 2822 nt
Organism: Xyrauchen texanus (razorback sucker)
Lineage: Eukaryota; Metazoa; Chordata; Actinopteri; Cypriniformes; Catostomidae
Gene: klhl23
Product: kelch-like family member 23
Exons: 4
Coding region: 279-1955 (558 amino acids)
Molecular function (GO): protein binding
Source: RefSeq, a predicted model, not a curated record
ACAAAAGCAAUCAGAUUUUGCUCGUUUAAUUAAAUGCAUUGGGAUGGUAUUUUGUAAUGGGUGCUGUGUUGAUUCUGAAGUGGAGGGUGACAGACUGGAGUCUCUCCAGCAUAUACAGAUACCAAAAUAGGAGCUCGACAUUCUGUUGCGGCUGAGGCUAAAUUCAGGGGCCACAUGUCUGAACUGUCCGUGAAGACGCACUGCUGGGAAUAAACUUCUAAGCGACGCAUACAAAAUAAAUUAAAAAAACGAGCUGUGACAAUCGAUAAGGAGUUGCAAUGUCAGGAAAGGUUCAAAGCAGUUACUCCUAUGAGUUCUGCGAUGCCACUCACUCAUCAGAGGUGCUGGAUGCUCUCCAUGACUUUCAAACCAGAGGUCUGUUCACAGACAUCACCCUGCAGUGUUCUUCUGGAGAGGUCUUCCACUGUCACAAGGCUGUCCUAUCAGCCCGAAGCUCCUACUUCAGAGUCAUGUUCACUUUAGACAUGAGGGAGCGUAUAAAAGACAUCAUCAACCUACCUUGCAUAGACGGCGAGAUUCUAGGUGCCUUGGUGAACUACGUCUACACUUCGAAGGUCAGCAUAACCCAAAGCAAUGUUCAAAGUCUUUUGGAGACUGCAGACUUGUUGCAGUUUAGCUCCCUCAAGAACGCAUGCGAAAACUUUUUGAUGCGGGUGUUGGAUGUUGAUAAUUGCAUUGGGAUGCAGUCAUUCGCCGAGCUUCAUGUUUGCCCUGCUUUGGAACGUGAAGCUAGGAGGGUCAUACUCGGGCGCUUUGAGGAGCUCAAACAUCAAGAGGAGUUUCUAGAGAUGGACCUCCAAAAGCUCAUGGUGAUAUUAGCAACGGAGAACCUCAAUAUUCGGAAAGAUGAGACCCUAUUGGAGGCAGUGGUGAGGUGGGUCGCACAUGACACUGUGACUCGAAUAGACCAUCUUCCAGAGCUUCUUAGCUGCAUUGACCUCCAGGUGGAUGACCUUUACCUCGUAACUGCUUUAGGUCUACACAGACGUUGCUCUGAAAGCAAACUGCUAUCUCUAAUUCUCAGCUCUUUAAAGCCAAGCAAAGGUUUCUCCCAAUGCUGCAAGAAACUAACUUGCAGCUUGUAUGUUAUAGGUGGAUACUACUGGCAUCCUCUGUGUGAAGUCCACAUAUGGGACCCCAUUUCAAACACAUGGGUGCAGGGGAAAGACAUGCCGGACUUUGCAAGAGAAAGUUAUAGCGUUGUACUCCUGGGUCCUACUAUAUAUGUAACUGGAGGGUAUAGGACAGAAACAGUGGAUGCCUUGGACACUGUAUGGAUAUACAACACAGACUCAGAUGAAUGGACAAAAGGAUGUCCCAUGAAUACUGCCAGAUAUUACCACUGCUCUGUGGCUUUACAUGGGGGUAUAUAUGUCAUAGGUGGAUACACAGGGGGCGCUCCAACACGAGAAACGGAAUUCUUUGACCCUUUGAAAAAGACAUGGUUGCCUGUGGCAGAGAUGAUACAAGGUGUGGGAAAUGCUACAGCUUGUGUGGUGAAUGACAGAAUCUACGUAACAGGGGGGCAUUAUGGGUACAAAGGAAGCUGCACUUAUGAGAAGAUUCAGACAUACAGGGCAGAUAUCAAUGAGUGGAGCAUCGCAACUAUUAGUCCACAUCCUGAGUAUGGCCUUUGCUCCGUCUCAUUAAACAAUAAGCUCUAUCUGGUCGGCGGUCAGACCACCAUCACAGACUGCUACAGCCCAGAGCAGGAUGAAUGGAGACAGAUGUCUGUGAUGAAGGAGAGGAGGAUGGAGUGUGGAGCUGCUGUAAUAAAUGGAUGUAUCUAUGUGGCAGGUGGAUAUUCAUACUCAAAGGGGACAUACCUGCAGUGUAUAGAGAGAUAUGACCCUGAAAUAGACUGCUGGGAGAUAGUAGGCAACCUCCCAUCACCUGCUCGCUCACACGGCUGUGUUUGUGUUUUCGGUCUGUGAAACCCUUCAAGGGAUAGUGAAAAUUCAGUCAUUCUUUAAUCUAAACCUAAAGUUGUUCCAAACUAGUAUGAAUUUCAAUCUUUUUGGGUGAGCUAUUCCUUUAAAUGCAAAAUGUGAUGUCACUGGAAUGUGUGAGAAACGGUUUGUCUGUGCUGAAAGAUAAAGGGCUAUUACUAAAUAUGUUCCUCAUAGCACAGCAGAUUACAGCACUUCACAUUUUGCACAAUGGUCUGCACUUAUAUAGCACCUUUUUAACCUUAACAGUUAACAAAGUGCUCUGUGUCCCAUUCACCCACACACAGAAAGAUCCCCCAUUUAUGUCCUUAACAGACUGUAGCAAUGCUGUUAGCAAGCACCUACUGUAUGAAGGCCACAAACAGUACACAAGGGGGUUGGUGGCCAGCACCACACCCAACCACCUUUGUUUCACACAAUGUUUCCCACACCACACCAGGUACUCAUUUUAGGCUGAGUCAACCUAGGGGAGGCCAAGGACCAGUUCUGAUAAUCAUCACUGGUGUUGGCCAUGAGCAGGAAUCAAACUGUGGUCGCCAGGUUUGUAGCGCAGCGCGCUAACCGCUACACUACCCAUUUAUUGGCUCCCACACACCAAUGUUUUUUUUGCACAAUGACUCGGUAGAGAAUAUACACCAUAAUCAGAGUUCUGAAUCUUGCUAAACUAUAUUGGUAACUGUAUUGACUAUUAAUUCUUUCUCAACUGUGUUGAUAUAACUGUAUUGAUAUUUCUAUACAUUAUUUAAAGUUAUUGUAUCUUAUUUGUAUCUUUAAUAUACGUCAAACUGUAUGUUUAAUGUUUUUAUAUUUAUAUUGAUUAUUGUUUGCUAAUCUGCUUACACUCAAACAUAU